AUGACCUGCGUUUCCGGUUACGAUAUCAUAAAGAAACGUGUACCUACCGGACUUAAGGUCACGACUAAGCAGGUGGACCUCUGCGAAGCCGUGCGCAAGGUCCUGGGCCAACCUCAAGGCGAUGCCUUUGUCAAGUCCUCUGAUGCUAUUUGCAAAUGCUUUCCUCGACUUGAACAGCUAAAUACGACUGCACAAUUCAAGUCACUUUCUCAGGGCAUCAUGUCACUGUCCAAUGGCAAAGUUGCUGAUGAAAUUUUCAGUUUAAAUACAUGCUUGCAGAACGGAGGAAUCGAUCUUCAGCACAACUUGGAUGAAGUUAAAGGUUCGAUUCAAUCAGGGCCUGGUUUUUCAAAUAGCCAGAUGGAUGAAUAUACGUAUCCCAAGCUUAUUGCAGGCAUUAAGUCAUGUCAACAAGACGUCUGCAACUCGACACUGAUUACGGGCGCCAUUACAAAUGGUUUGAGUGCGAGUGGCGAAGCCGACGGCAGUCUCAGAGGAACACUGAACAGAUGGCAAGCGAUUUUAUCCUCUAUCAAAUCUGACUCAACUGGUCUCAAUCAACUGCUGCCAAAGUUCAUGUCAUAUGUGGAAUCUGCACAAGUCCAAUUUGACGAGAUCAAUGAUAUGUGCACGGAGCUUGAUAGCUGCAAAGGGCCUCAUGUCUCAGAAUUUCUACAAAAAGUUGCAAGUAAAAUCGCUGCAACCAAAUAUCUUGGAACACUCCGAUUUCCAUCUACUCUCGCUAGCACUCUUGACAACAUCUUGAAACGAGUACUGGAGGCUUUGGACCUGCCUAGGUAUCUCGAGGGCGACGCCGCCGUGGCAUUGUUCAAAAACAACAAGAUUAAAACGACCAAAGACCUUUUCCAACUUCUUCCCAAGAUCAAGACCUUACAUCCUAUAUCAAAGGAUAUCAAUACUCGUCUGGUUCCGAUUAAGGAGUUCUUGCCCAACAAUCAAACCUUUGCUAUCUCGACAUAUACAGAGCAACAACAGCUGCUCUCGAUACCGUUUCAAGACAUCGAGUAA
Messenger RNA from Fusarium coffeatum, 1029 nucleotides. RefSeq lists its product as uncharacterized. Bases 1 to 1029 code for a protein of 342 amino acids. NCBI's taxonomy places the organism in Eukaryota, Fungi, Ascomycota, Sordariomycetes, Hypocreales, Nectriaceae. The transcript is spliced from 5 exons. The record is from RefSeq and is a predicted model, not a curated record.